Molecule: messenger RNA, 1497 nt
Organism: Suillus discolor
Lineage: Eukaryota; Fungi; Basidiomycota; Agaricomycetes; Boletales; Suillaceae
Exons: 7
Coding region: 124-1407 (427 amino acids)
Cellular component (GO): cytoplasm; ribonucleoprotein complex; nucleus
Molecular function (GO): zinc ion binding; mRNA binding
Source: RefSeq, a predicted model, not a curated record
GACUCGCCGUUCCAAGUCUGUUUGAACAUGUUUUGUUUAUAAGUUGUGGCAAGUUUGUUUAUGACAUGCUCUGUUGAUCCCCUGAAAUCUUUUUCAUAAUAUUUUUGCACCAAUACCUCCAAGAUGGCUGCAUCACCGCUAGCAGCGCAAGACACCAAUGACAAAUGGGGUUUCGGUGAAGACCCAGAUAACAUGGGACCUAUGUCCAGCGCCGACCCCCUCGUCGACGACGCGCCUCUGGCAGCAGACGAAACGACUUCCGGGCAAAUGGCCAGCGGCUCUGGUCAUAAACGUACCUCCAGCGGUGACAACGGCGUUUCUGGCAGCAAAACCGACUCCGGUCGCGAAAAGUUAUCCAAGCCGAACAAAGUAUACAUUGGCGGUUUACCAGACCAUACACGCCAAGAGGACCUCCAAAGUUGUUUUGGAAAGAUCGGAAGGAUCACACACAUCGAGUUGAAAAUCGGAUAUGGUUUUGUCGAAUUCGACAGCCGCGAGGCUGCCGAAGAAAGUGUUGCCAAGUACAACGAAGGGUACUUUAUGGGCAACAAAAUACGAGUGGAACUUUCCCACGGUCGCGGACGCGCCACUAGGCGCUCUGAUGAUCCCGGCGCUUGCUUCAGAUGCGGUGAAACUGGCCAUUGGGCCAGGGAAUGCCCUCGUUUACAAUCGCGUCCUCCUAGGGGUUCUUCUCACGAAGUGGGGUUGAUUGAACGAUUACCACCUAGGGAUUACUUACCUCCUAGAGAUUUUGGCCCCCCGGCGCGGUAUCCUCCUCCACAGGAUGCGAGGUAUUAUGAUUAUCCGCCGCCACCUCCUAGCAGAGAUUUUCGACGUCCCGUCUCGCCUAUAAGAGAUCAGAGAGAUUAUCUUACGGGGCCGUCUCCACGUCCGCGCGAUUAUGAUGAUUAUAGAAUGAGGGGACCUCCGCCGCCACCUCCUGCCCGGUAUGAUCGCCCAUAUGACAGAGAUUUACCACCGAGAGGCUAUCCUCCACCAAGGGACUUUGACCGGUAUGAAAGGCGUCCCCCACCAGAUGAUAGGUACCCUCCCACGAAUUCCAGGCCUAGGACACCUCCUGGCCCCCCUCCUCGCCGCGAUGACUACGAUAGACCACUCCGGUAUGGCGCGACUUCUUGUAUUGUGGUUGAAGUCUCAUUAUCUCCAAGGGAUUACAUUCCUAGACCACUUACACCGCCCUUACGCCAAUCGGACUACCCUCGUUCUCCUGAGCCGCCUCGCUAUCGUCGCCGCUCAUUGAGUCCUCCGCCCCGCUCUGCGCAUUACGAUGCCUACCCUGGCGGCAAUGGAUAUUCUGGCGACAGGUCUGGUCCUCCGAGGGACGACAAGCGUGUCAGAGACUAUCCCCCUCGCCGUGACCCAGAAAUUGGCUAUAGGAGAGCCUGACAUGUUUUUUUUCUUGCUCAGAACUUCGUCUGUCGUUGAAAGUUAUCUAUAUCAUUUCUUUUUUUGUAUAUCUUUUAUGCUUACAUGUAG